AUGACCAUCGACAACAUCAUCAACGAGUACAGCGAUGAAAGUGACGUUGAGGCGCUGGCUGGAUUGGAGGCAAUGCGUAGGGCGGAAGCCCAGGAAGCAGAUGCGAACAGAGGCAGUGCCCUAUUUGGUUACUACGGCUCCUCAUUGGCAGGUCUCUCCAACGAAGCUGAUGAAACUGGUGUCCCAAUGGAUAUGAGCACGCUUAGCGGAGGCUACGAUGCCCACAUGUCCUACGGAGGUGAUCCGAGCAUCCUGGCUGCAGGUCCUGAUAUCAAUGGAUCCACUUCGCUUUCCGCUUCCAAUUCAAUGCGACGAUCUGUUGGCUCGAGCAAUCCGGAAAGCAUUUAUGACCAUGCAACGAAUUUCCAACACCGUGGGCCACCAGUUGCUCGUGUGGAUGCUGGUGGAACUGGAGGUCUGACGGACCCAGACGCCCUCGGUCGUAGACAGAGCUUUGACGAAGGUGAUGAAUACAGUCUUACGGACGAUGUUCUGCAACCCGGCGAGCCUCCAGACAUGUUCUUCCACCCUGGUCAUUCGGUCCAAAACCAUGAGAGGCCUCUACCACCUCCUCCAAUCGUCUCUGAGAACGCCGUGCCCCGUAUUAACACUAGCUUACUCCACAACCGCUCGAACUCCCUCUCUCAGGCUCCAUAUCGCAUGACUCCUGAUGGAUAUACGCCAUCUUCCAUGGACAACGGAGCUGGUACCUUCCCACGAUCUGCAUCUCUGCUCAAUCACAGUCAAACACCCCAAGUACUCCAACCAGCAAGAUCAAAAACGGACGCCGAGGAGCGCAGGCUCAAGCAAGGUUAUCGAGCCUCAACCUAUAACACUUUCGAUACAAACCCCGCGGCAAGCACUGUUGCAUUGGAUCUGCCGAGUUUACCUACAAAGCGCUUCAACCCAUCGAAGCUUGGUGGUUCGGAUUUCAAGAAAUGUGAAGAGCCUUGGGCUUUGAGUUCAAUUCUCCAGUGGUUGUUCCUCGUUGCGGACCCUGAAAAAAUGACUGAGUUGAAGGAGUCAAUGGUCAAGGAGGCUCUUGUGUCUCUUUUCACCAACAAAGUUCCUACCAUGAACAUUGCUGAUGCAGAGGUCUUGAGCAACCGUGUUGUCGAGAACAUGUAUGCUUCCAAAACGCUUGUGCCAAUUGAGGAGUGGGUCAGACUUAGCCAAGGACACAUGAGCGGUGUCAUCUUCCAGUUGACAUUAAGUGGAUGCUACUCGCAUACUGUGCACAAUCAUCUCUUCGCAGGCCGUUGCUAUGCUCAUCACUGUCAGCGUACUUUGAAGAAGGUCAAUCUCCAGACGUUUUCAACGAGGGCUUCCGAAGAUUGGGCAACUUUCUACAAACUCAAGAAAGAGGACGUUGAAGGUCACGACAAGAAAGAAAUCGAGUUGCAAAACAAUCUUCACGAGAUUGUGCAGACCGAAGAGGGCUUCAUGGAGAACCUCGACGUCAUGAUCCGGCUGUACCGUGAUCCACUGGCCGCUGCCAACCCAUCAAUCAUCAGCCCCAACCGUCAAGAGAGGUUUUUGCGAGAUGUUUUCAGCAAACUGGAUCUAGUCAAGAAAGCAAACGUCGAACACUUGUUGCCGCAACUCAAAUAUCGGCAACAAGAGCAAGGACCAUGGGUUAAAGGUUUCAGUGACAUCUUCAGGCAAUGGAUUCGUAAAGCAAAGACUGCAUACAUUGAGUAUGCAACAGGCUUUCCUAGCGCGAACUCAUUGAUGCGGCAAGAACUGGAGAAGAACAUCAGCUUCCGCAACUUUGUAGAGGUGGCAAGAGUGAAUAAGCUAUCUAACAAGCUUGGCUGGGAUAACUAUCUCAAAGCACCUAUCACGAGGCUGCAAAGAUACAGUCUACUUCUGCAAACGGUUCAUAAGAACAUGCAACAGGAUUGUGAGGAAAGGACAAACUUGGCAACCGCGAUCGAGGAGAUUCGAGCUGUUACUCUGGAGUGCGAUUCAAGGGUUGCCGAUCAGCAAAGAAAGGUCGACCUUUCUGACCUGAGUCAAAAACUCAUGCUGAGGCCUGGAAUGGCAUCUGAGGUCGAGCUCAAUUUGACAUCCAUUGGGCGCGAAUUAAUCUAUCAAGGAGAUCUACAGCGAAUGGGCACCAGCCGAUUUACGUGGCUUGAGUGUCAUGCACUUCUGUUCGAUCAUUAUCUUGUCCUCGCAAAAGCUAUCUCGGUACUGCAGAAAGGUGCUCCUAAUAAGCUGGAAAAGUAUGAUGUCUCGAGGCUUCCAAUCCCGAUGGACUUACUGGUCUUGGAGAACAUCAACGAGGAUGCGGUGGUUCGGUCUUCGUACGUCAAAGGAAUCACAUCCGUCACACCCUUGCCGUCGAGACCAGCGCCAUCAAGCCCCGACUUAAACAAAAUGGCGCGUGUCACAACCGCUCAGUCGACUCACCCUAGUUUGGCAUCUGUUAACACAGGCUCAUCCAUGGCCAGCAUAAACAGCGUCGCCUCCGCGCCAUCGAAGAUGUCCAGCACCACUGUCCUUGAUGGUAACAAAGACUCGGAAAAGAUUAUGUAUCCUUUCCGCAUCAAGCAUCUUGGUAGCAAGGAGCCGUACACACUUUUCGCAGCCACAGCGGGAAGCAGAAGUGAAUGGUACAACAAGAUUAUCGAAGCCAAGACCAAACACGCCGCUGCACUCUUCGCGCAGAAUGCUGAGCCGUUUCGCUUGAGGGUAAUAGCUGACUCUGCCUUCUACUACGAUUCAAAUGUAAAUACCAAGGAUCAUCUCGGUGUGAGUAUGGGUGGUAAGCCAGUCAUAAUCAAGGGCACACCCCUAGACCGCGCUGUCAAGGAGGUCGAAAAUAGGUUUAAGGCUACUGGUCGCCCAGCACCCAUUUGCAGAGCAAGAGUCAAUUGCGCUACCAGCUUCACAACAUCAUACCCUGGCACAAAACACAUGGUAGCUGUUGGUACGGACUUUGGCGUUUACUGUUGCGAAAUGGAUAAUCCCAGAGGGUGGUUCCGAGCAAUUGCAGGCACUAAAGUCACACAAGUGGCGGUCCUUGAGGAGUUCAACUUGUUUCUACUUCUUGCUGACAAAGUCCUGUAUGCUCAUCAUCUCGACGUGAUCUGUCAGCCUCUUGCUACCGGCACGGCUGACGCAUCAUCUGCACGCAAGGCGCCACAAAGGCUCUCGGGCAGUCGAGACGUGGGCUUCUUUGCUGUCGGGCGUAUGAAGGAGCGUACUCUAGUCUUCUACAAGAAGCGAGACGGUAUCUCAUCAACGUUCAAAGUGCUGGAGCCCAUCUACCAGAAGUCAACCGAAAAGAAACGCGGCAUCUUCAAACGGGGAAAUACCGAGUUCUUCCGUGACUAUGAUGACUUCUACAUUGGUACUGAGUGCCACGGCAUGAACCUAUUCCACAGCAGUCUUGCUAUCAGCUCAGACAAAGGUUUCGAGGUCCUCACUCUAGACAAGAAGCAACCAUGGAGCGUGCCGGACUGGAAGGCUCCAGAGGUCAGCAAUAUUCUACGACAUGUCGAGAGGCAAGAAACUCUGGGCAUGCUACGACUCAACGACCAAGAGUUCUUACUCUGCUACAAUCUAUGCGCAGUCUAUGUCAAUAAGCAUGGCGAGAUCAGCCGAUCGGUCGUCAUGAACUUUGUUGCCAACGCAAAAAGCGCUGCGUUAUACGGACCUUACCUCGUUCUUUUCGACAACGAGUUUGUAGAGGUGCGUAACGCACAGAAUGGUCGCCUCAAGCAGAUCAUCGCUGGCAAGGACAUUAAAUGUCUCGACGAUGGGGGAGGUGGCACAUUGAGUGGCGGCAGUACCAACACUGGUGUCGUCAACGGAGUCGCUGGCUAUGGAGCUGCCAGUCGCUCUAUCAAGAUCGUCAUGCAACAUCCUGCAUUGGAAAAGACGCAGAUCGUCGUGGAGAUGGUGUUGAAUAACGAAGAACAAAAGGAGUAG
This is a messenger RNA of Aureobasidium subglaciale EXF-2481, 3939 nucleotides long. RefSeq lists its product as uncharacterized. The transcript has 2 exons. Bases 1 to 3939 code for a protein of 1312 amino acids. The record is from RefSeq and is a predicted model, not a curated record. Gene Ontology annotation, molecular function: guanyl-nucleotide exchange factor activity. NCBI's taxonomy places the organism in Eukaryota, Fungi, Ascomycota, Dothideomycetes, Dothideales, Saccotheciaceae.